UUUUCUUCAUUACACACACGCACAUAUCUCAUACACACUCGAUUCAUUUAACACAUUCAUUCGAUGAAAGACUUUUUUGGUGUUAUAUUACAAAGUAACAAUGAGAAAAUUCGAUUUUCAACAUCGAUAAAAUUGACUAUACCAAUAACUACUGAAAACGAUAAAAAUAAAAGUGAACAUUCGAUCGACGACAAUUCAUAUAUUCAAAUUGUAGUUACUGUUCCAGAUUUUAAUAAUAAUAACGAAAAAGAUUCGAAAGAAAAUAAGGAAGAAAUUAUAACUAUUGUAAGCGCUGAUAAUCAAGCAGGACAAUUACCAAUCAUGCCCCCAAACGCUGAUUCAUCCGCUACAACUACCAUUUUUGAACAAAAAACCGAAUCAAAUUAUCUUGAUGCUGAUGAUGUAGAUCAGACAAAAUCAUCGGCUAAUCAAAAUGGUGUAAGGCUACGCGGUCAUCAACAAAUUGAUAAUGAUGUUAAUAUUGGCCAUCAACCAAAUCAAUUGAUGAUGGUAUCAAAAAAAUUGGUUGAAAAAGCCGGUACUAUGGAACAUGCAAUGAUGUGCAUGUUACAUAAUGCAUGGAAUUUACGACAUUUUCAUCACCUACCACAGUGGCUACAGGAUAAUGAUUAUUUAUUAUUCGGUCAUCGACCACCAUUAGCUUCGUUCACAGCAUGCUUUUGGUCAAUUUUUCGAUUGCAUACGGAAACAAUGAAUAUAUGGACCCAUGGCCUCGGAUGUAUUACUUUUGUUUUAUUAAGCAUUUAUCUAUUUGUAGCCAGUGCAUAUGCAACGAUACCGAUAAUUGAUAAAAUAAUGUUAGGUAUUUUUCUCUGCACUGCCAUACUUUGUUUGGCAUUCUCCACUUGUUAUCAUACACUUGCAUGUCAUUCACAUCAGGUUUUAGUUUUGGUUUGCAAACUGGAUUAUUGUGGUAUUUCAUUGUUGAUUGCUGGCUCAAUUGUUCCCUGCCUUUAUUAUGCAUUUUAUUGUUCAUUUUAUUCACAAAUCACAUAUACAAUAAUGACAAUUUCCCUUUGUGCUGCUUCCGUGACUGUAUCAUUUUCGGCAAAAUUUUCUGAACCACAAUAUCGACCAUUACGUGCUACUGUAUUUUUUUCAUAUGCAUUCUUCAGUUUUAUACCGGCUGUUCAUUGGUUUUUGGUACAUUCCGAUGAUGAAACUUUUUAUCAUUCAUCAUUUCGCACCGCAAUUUUUUGUCUAGCAGCAAUGGCCAUUCUUUAUAUCAUUGGUGCUGUUCUAUAUGCAUCGCGUAUACCGGAGCGAUUUUAUCCUGGAAAGUUUGAUUUCUAUUUUCAUUCGCAUCAAUUAUUCCAUAUAUUUGUGAUACUGGCUGCCAUUUGUCAUUUACGUGGCAUAACAAGUAUGGCCGAUUUUCGUCUAUUCGUACAACAAUCAACUUGUCAAUUGUAAAAUUCUAACGUACUAAUUUGACAAUGAAUGUAAAUAAAUUUGAUCGAAAUCAUAUCAAAAAAAAAUCGAUUUCAAUGGACCCAGUUUCCUUUCAUUAUUAUCAUCAUUAAU
This is a messenger RNA of Dermatophagoides pteronyssinus (European house dust mite), 1545 nucleotides long. RefSeq names its product adiponectin receptor protein-like. The record is from RefSeq and is a predicted model, not a curated record. Gene Ontology annotation, molecular function: signaling receptor activity. Gene Ontology annotation, cellular component: plasma membrane. NCBI's taxonomy places the organism in Eukaryota, Metazoa, Arthropoda, Arachnida, Sarcoptiformes, Pyroglyphidae. Gene Ontology annotation, biological process: adiponectin-activated signaling pathway.